AUGAAUACUCUAAUUAAAUCAAUAGUAGGUAAAUUCUCGACAGUUGCAUUACAUGCUACUCUCCCUUUUACAGGAUACAAAUACGAUGACAUUGAUUCCUCCAGAAGUUAUCGAUUGCGAUCUUUACUAUCUGAAAUUUGGGACAACAGAAUUGAUGAAGGAUUUCAUAUGGCUUACGAGUAUUUAAUAUAUUAUAAUUUAUUAGACAAUUCAUUUAAGCACUUAAUGAAAAGGAUUACAAAUUCAUCUCAACUAUAGCUAAUGCAAAUCUAGAAAGAGCUCUAGAAAAACAUAAUUUUCAAUUGUUGAAUCUAAAGAAUGGAACAAAAGAUAUUAUCUAUUCUGAAUUAACGUAUAGCAUCAUUCUAUUAAUAGAUUAUCAAUAGGUGACAAAUCAUAAUAGUGUGUAAAGAUGUCUCUCUUUGACUGUGUUAAUUUAAAUUUAUAUGGUAAUGAUCAUGAACGAUCUGAAAUUGAAAAGUAUAUUCUUAUAAUAUUUAGUGUUACUUUACGAAUUGAGUGUUACAUACUCUCUUAGUUAAUGUUGUAUCCAACCCCAGAACCUCAUUUAGAAUCAAUUUAUCACAGAGUAUUUUUAUCAUUUUUAACAUUUAGGUAAUAUUUGAAUUGAAACAGACACAAGCUGCCAAUUCUAAUCCAGAUUUAAUUAAAGUAUUACUCUUCAAUUCAAAGAAAAGAAUUAAAUACCUCAGAAAUCAUUUUAUUGGUAAAUAAUAUGAAUGGCGAAUUAUGGAAAUUGAUAAUUUAAAUUUAUGA
Paramecium pentaurelia is the source of this 777-nucleotide messenger RNA. The record is from the annotation of a GenBank genome assembly. Lineage: Eukaryota; Ciliophora; Oligohymenophorea; Peniculida; Parameciidae.